Molecule: messenger RNA, 1186 nt
Organism: Vigna umbellata (rice bean)
Lineage: Eukaryota; Viridiplantae; Streptophyta; Magnoliopsida; Fabales; Fabaceae
Source: RefSeq, a predicted model, not a curated record
GGGCCACCGAUAAAUUGGCAGAGCCACUGGAAGGGUUGGGAGAGGACUCGUGAGAGUCUCAAUGAGGAACAAGAUACAAUAGAGAAAGUGGCAAAAAGCCUAUGCUGGAAAAAAUUGGUGCAAAAGGGUGACCUUGCCAUAUGGCAGAAGCCCACCAAUCAUAUACAUUGCAAAAUAACAAGAAAAGUCUUCAAGAAUAGACCCUUUUGUAUGGCAAAGGAUCCAGACACAGCAUGGUACACCAAAAUGGAGACCUGCUUGACACCACUGCCAGAGGUGAAUGACGUCAGUGAAGUUAGUGGUGGCAAAUUAUCAAAUUGGCCCGAGAGAUUAACAGCAGUGCCACCAAGGAUUAGUAGUGGAAGCUUGAAGGGAAUUACGGCUGACAUGUUUAAAGAAAACACAGAGUUAUGGAAGAAGAGAGUAGCAUACUACAAGAGCUUGGACUAUCAGCUAGCAGAGCGUGGUAGAUACCGUAAUCUGCUUGAUAUGAAUGCUUUCUUGGGAGGCUUUGCAGCUGCACUGAUUGAUGAUCCUCUGUGGGUCAUGAACACUGUCCCUGUUGAGGCCGAGUUCAACACCCUUGGUGUCAUAUAUGAACGUGGAUUGAUUGGAACCUACCAAAACUGGUGUGAAGCAAUGUCCACAUACCCAAGAACUUACGACUUCAUACACGGUGACUCAGUUUUCAGCCUAUACCAAAACAGGUGUAAAAUGGAGGACAUUCUUCUUGAGAUGGAUAGAAUUUUGCGGCCACAGGGCAGUGUGAUCCUGCGUGAUGACGUGGAUGUGUUGUUGAAGGUGAAGAAAUUUGCAGAUGCAAUGGAAUGGGAUUCCAGAAUCGCAGACCAUGAAAAGGGGCCUCACCAGAGAGAAAAGAUAUUCUUUGCUGUUAAGAAAUACUGGACUGCUCCACCCCCAGAACAAAAAUCAACAUAGAAAACUCUAAAUUCGUCUUCUUUCUGGCUCAUCAUAUGUGUAAUUUUUUAUUUCGUGUUCACAAUUUUUUUCAGAAUUCUAUUCUUUUCCAACCCCCGCUUCUAUGGGUGGUGUGCAAAGUGAAUUUUUUUCUUUACACCAAUUAUGGUUUCUUAAGUUUUUCACUUUUUGGUAACUUAUCUAUCCUGUACUCCAUAUCUAUCAAUCAAAUGAGUGUGCAAAGGAACCGAUUAUAAUGUUUUUACCA